AACGCUGUCGGCAUUCGUCCACUACAACAGGGUCUUACGAAGCCUCACCCUCGCAAACCUCAGCAUGCUCGGCCUUCGAUGUGCGUUCUCAUCUUGCAAGAAACGGCCCAUCCUAGAUGCAGAGAACUUCUGCAUGUGUCGAAGCCGCUGCCAGGGAACAAUUGUUACCAUCCCACUUGCUGCGACAUUUGUGCACGUAUACCAAACGAUUGGCGGGACUGUUCUCAGUCACCAUAUGUGAAGUAUCCUCCCUCGUUUAACAAAGCGAUCGCGGAGGAUAUGUAUCACGGCCAACUCCUUCGAGCUAGAGUAGAUGAUGAUCAAGCUCUUCGAAUUGUCACUGGUGAGGAAGAGGGUCCAGAUAUCGACGUUGCAGACGAUACGUCGGAGACCGAUAGUCAGAUCUGCAAGACGUUUCUGACCAAGGUGCCGGGCUCCGAUAAGCUCGGAGAAGAUGCAAUCUUCCUGCCCGUUAAUCGUAUCGACCACAUCCUGUCAAACGUUUCAGAGAUAUCUGAUCCGUCGCAGUUACACGGAGACUUGGAUCGUUUUCAAGAUUUUCAUAAUCGUGCAAGAGUAUCAGUUUGCGUGCUACGGACGGAUCGGUCGUUUUCGAGCCACCUGAGGGUCUGCCGGUUGACGAUACGCCUCUUCCCGACAACUUUUCGAUGGUGUAUAGUCUCAUGUCGUCGACAUCUGGUACUUCAACGGAAGAUCUGGAAUGUGACUCUCCGGACUCGCGUGAACUUGAUUCAUCGUUGCAGGGGAUCAUCCCCCAGCCCCAGCGCCUAUUAGUCGGAAAGGCAAAUGGAGAGUCAAGUCGCUCCUCAAGCGAGCGAUUACGAAUUUCGUUGGGUUUGUUAAGGGGCGUAAGUUCUCUACCAAGUUAUCUGCAGGAUAGACUCAAUAUCGCUUCACUUUCUUUUUUCGAGAAUUUCAUACCAUACACACUGUAUCGCUAAUUAUAUCAUACAACUCGCACUUCCUUUGAC
This is a messenger RNA of Guyanagaster necrorhizus, 992 nucleotides long. RefSeq lists its product as uncharacterized. NCBI's taxonomy places the organism in Eukaryota, Fungi, Basidiomycota, Agaricomycetes, Agaricales, Physalacriaceae. The record is from RefSeq and is a predicted model, not a curated record. Bases 79 to 795 code for a protein of 238 amino acids. The transcript has 3 exons.